AUGCUCGGUGUCCCGGCAAAAGCCCGAGAAAACGGGCCCGCAUCCCCACGAUCGGACCUCGUCGGGGAGAUUGACACAAAGGCCCCAUUCCGGUCCGUGAAGGCCGCCGUCAGUUUAUUCGGCGAAGUCGGCUCCCCCAAAACUCGGCCCGUCUCCAAGCGUUCUAAUUCCGACGAGCGAGUGCUGGAGAAGGAAACACAGCACCACAUGCUGCUACGCGAGCUCGACUACUACAAGGAGCAGCUCAAGAACGCUGAGACCACAAAGUCCCAGGCCCUCAAGGACCUCCAGAGGGCCCACCGCACCCUCCACGAGCUCACCAACAAGCUGGAGGCCCUGAGCGAGUCCAAGCAGGCCUCCAUUCGGGCCAGCGAGGCCGCCAAGGCCCGGGCCCAAGAGCUCGAGGAGCUGCGCACCCUCCGAGCUCAGCUCGGUUCUGAUGCCUGGAAGGUUGACCUUGAAAACGCGCGCGAGGCCUACAAGGCAUGCACCGGACAGCUCACCGACUGCAAGCAGGAGCUCGCCAGCCUCCGCCAGGACUUAGACUCAGCCCUCGAACACAAGCUCACUGUCUUUCAGGAGGCAGAGGAUGCACAAGCCCAGGCCCAAGCUAAUCAGCAGGCCCAGGCCCACCUUGAAGUGGAGGUUGGGGCUCUCCACCGGGCCCUUGCAGAGCUUGAGCUUGAGGUCCAACGAGCUGAGGAGGAGCACUUGCGGGCCAUGGCUGAGAAGGAGAAUCAGCUGCAGGCCCGGCGGUCAGAAGUGGAGCGGGCCCAGAGUGAGGCCCGGCGCUUGAGGGAGGCGUACGAGCCCGAGGAGACCCUCCAGGAGAAGCUACAGCAGACUAUGGACGCCGUCAAGGUCCUUCAGGCCCAGCUGAACGAUAUUCAGGGCACCGACCUGUACACCCUCAAGACUACCUUCUCGGAGCUCGAUAAGUCAAAGAAGGCCCUGGACGAGGCCGUCCGGGAAGAAAGAUCACUUCAGGCCCAAAUUGAUUCCAUGAGGAAGCAGCUGGAGGAGGUGAAAAACAAGUGCUUGGAAUUGGAAGCAAAGGUGAACAAGGAAGAGUCGAGCGCAGAACAGAUGCAGACUCAGUUAGAAAAGAGGAAAGUCGAGCUCGAGGAAGCCAUGUCGGGAUGUGCCUCGGUAAUGCAAUCUUCCAUUGAUAAACUUUCGGCCGAAGCUGAAAAAGCCCGGCUUGAGGCCCAAGGAAUCAAAAAAAAGGCUGUUACACUAAAUCUAGAGGCCGAGGCAUUGCGUCUUGCAACCAAAGAGUCUGAGGAGAAGCUGCGGGCUGCUCUGGAGGAAGCCGAGGCUGCCAAAAAGGAUGCCAAUGAUAAAAUCUGUAACUACGAAGGCAAGGAAAGUGGGGGCUCGAAAAUUAUCAGAUUGUCUGUUGAGGAAUUCGAGUCGAUGAAUAGAAAAAUCGUGGCUUUUAAGAAUGAGGCGGAUCUGAAAGUGUCGACGGCCAUGACCCAGGUGGAGAGUAUAAACGCAAACGAGAUGAUAGUUAUGGAGAAAGUGGAGAUGGUGGUAAGGGAAAACGAGGCCAUAGAGUCGGGAAUUAAGGAGGCUGUGAAGAGAGCUGACAUGGCGGAGGCAGCCAAGAAGAUUGUGGAGAGCGAGCUCCAGAAAUGGCGUAUGAAUGAGAAAAGUGAGGUCGAAAAGUCGUUCAACAAAACCAAAGCAACAUAG
Messenger RNA from Striga hermonthica, 1698 nucleotides. Lineage: Eukaryota; Viridiplantae; Streptophyta; Magnoliopsida; Lamiales; Orobanchaceae. The record is from the annotation of a GenBank genome assembly.